Messenger RNA from Paramecium octaurelia, 480 nucleotides. Lineage: Eukaryota; Ciliophora; Oligohymenophorea; Peniculida; Parameciidae. The record is from the annotation of a GenBank genome assembly.
AUGAUUAAUCCUAACAGAAAAUAAACUCCAGGAAAUCAAUUUUACUAAUGUUUUCUGAACGCCAUAAACCUAGAAAUGCUUCCUUAGCAAUAUAAUAAGAAAAAUAUAGUAAAAAUUAAGUCCUACUCCAUAAAAAAGAAGCCAAGUCUCGCUAUUUAACACCAAAAAAAUAAAAUCAAUCGUUUUAGGAUAGAAUAUUAGAUCUCCCAAUAAUAUCUUCAAGUCGAAAAAAUCAACUCUAUGUUACCUAAAUAUUUACUGGAAUAGAUGACCAUUAAAAAAAUCCCAACAUCUAAAACAGGGACUUAAAAUUUGAUUCCCUUUUGUGUGGUACUCUAAGAUAAUUCAGUUUAACUAAAGAAUAAAAGCUAUUUAAUAAAUCAUUUAGUGUAAAAGAAUAAUAAGAAUAGAUUGAGACAUUUAAAUAAAAACCUCCAAUUUAGGUUACAAAAAAGAUAAGGCAAAGAUAAAAGAAAUUGA